CCACUACACUCGACAAACCAACCAACCAAAUAUACACACAAAUACACACGCAUAAUUAAAUUUUGAAUAAAAUUUCACUAUUUUAACGAUAAUUUAAAAGAUAUUUUAAGUAGUUAAAUUUAAUCGGUGUUUUAAUUUGCGAUUGGUUGCGUGUUACGCAAAAUGCGCGUUUCUGACGGUUAGGCGAGAUUUAGACGCCGGCGCAAAGCUCGCACGCGUCCUGCCACCGCCGGUCGGCAAGGUAUUUUCAGUGAAGUCUGUUGACGUUGGGCCAGUGUUCAGAAAUACGCGCUGCGAGGAAGACGCGACUGCGGGACCGCCAACCGAUCCUGAAAUACUAAAGCACACCUAAUACACAUACGUACACACACAUACAACAACACGGGAAACUUGUGUGCCAGUUUCGUCAAGUGCACAUGUUGUCGCUCUUCUCGUAGCGAUUUAUUCAAACUGCGAGAUUUACGAACAUCUUCUGAAUUGAUAUUUGUGCCACAAAUGGGAUAAGGUAGACGAACAGACAAACAGACAGUUGAUUUGUGUGGCGUGUAGGCAGUUGGAUAUACAUUCCGUUAAAUCAAUUUUAAAUAAAAUUAAAUAAUAAAUAAAUAAAAAAAACUUCAAAAUGUCGAUAAAAUCGACUGAAAUUCGUAACGGGCACGAGCUGGCACCGUUGAAUAGCCGGCAGGAAGGAAGACCCGGUGUGACCAUCGUCCUGCAAGGACCGCGAGGUUCAAUCAUCUCGCGUGGAUCGCGCAAUAGCGGACUCGAGCCGGACUCGGACCGCGCGGCAUGGUCCGGAAAGAUGCAGUUCUUCCUCUCGAUCAUCGGAUACUCGGUGGGGCUGGGUAACAUUUGGCGGUUUCCGUAUCUCUGUCAGCAGAACGGAGGAGGAGCGUUUCUGAUACCAUUCUUCAUCAUGCUGAUAUUUGAAGGAAUACCGCUCUUUCUCAUAGAACUGGGUAUUGGUCAAAAGAUGCGUUUGGGUUCACUGGGAGUGUGGAAUACUAUACACCCCUGGUUAGGAGGUAUCGGAAUCUCCUCCUGCAUCGUCACGUUCUUCGUCGCGCUCUACUACAACGUGAUCAUCACCUGGUGUUUUUACUAUCUGUUCAACAGCUUUCAGGCUUUAAUAUUGCAGUCACCGUUGCCGUGGUCGGAAUGUCCUAAAAUCAACGGUACGGAUGUGUUAGAGUGCGCUAAAUCUUCGGAAACCGCUUAUUUCUGGUAUAGAACCACACUGGAUGCAGCGCCAUCGAUCGAGGACCCAGGCGCGCCUCGCUGGUGGAUCGUUAUGUGUUUGUUGUUAUCGUGGAUUAUCGUUUUCUUCAUUGUGAUGAAAGGCAUACAGAGUUCCGGCAAGGUUGUGUACUUUACGUCAAUGUUUCCUUACUUAGUUCUUACCAUCUUCUUCGUGCGCGGUAUUACGUUAAAAGGAGCAAGUGCUGGUCUGGCUCACAUGUAUACGCCAAAGGUGGAGAAGUUACUAGAUCCAACGGUGUGGCUGGACGCAGCCACGCAGGUAUUUUAUUCCUUCGGGCUGGCGUUCGGAUCGCUCAUUGCGUUUGGUUCCUAUAACCAACCGAAGAACAACUGUGUCCGUGAUGUUAUACUUGUCUCCUGCUGCAAUGCCAUCACUGCCAUUUACGCAAGCGUCGUCAUCUUCUCUAUUCUCGGCUUCAAAGCGAUGAGCAAUGUCGAUAGGUGUAUUGACAGCAAUACUAUUAAAAUGAUUGCUAAAGAACUAUUGCCGAAUACAACAAUUACCGAAGAGAUGUACAAAAACGCAUUUGAUCAUAUCUCCGAUGAGGAAAAAAUAAAACUGGGACUGGAGACUUGCUCGUUGGCACAACAACUAGAUGAGGCUGCUGAAGGCACCGGGUUGGCGUUCAUUGUUUUCACGCAAGCGAUCGUCGAAUUGCCCGGAGCGCCAUUUUGGGCCGUCAUCUUCUUCAUGAUGCUGCUGUCCCUGGGUCUCGGCUCCCAGAUCGGCAUACUUGAGGGCAUGCUCUGCACUAUUUUUGAUAUUGAAAUUUUCAAACGUAUUCGCAAAGAAUACGUUACAGGUGUCGUAUGUAUAAUCUGCUUCUUUGUCGGAUUAAUAUUCACAACCGGAGCUGGUGAAUACUGGCUGAAAAUGUUUGACUCCUUUGCCGGAACAAUUGGUCUGGUUGUGGUUGCGUUGAUGGAAAUGAUCUCAGUGGUGUAUAUCUACGGCCAUGAGAAAUUCACUCAAGACAUUUACGACAUGACUGGUUACCGACCAGGUAUUUUCUGGCAGGUCACAUGGCGGUUCCUCGCACCUCUCAUUAUGGGUGUUAUUCUGAUUUCGUCAAUUGUGUUUAUGGUCAUCAAUAAUCCAUCGUAUUCCGCAUGGAUUGCUGAGAAGGGUGAAGUGGUAUCAAUGCAAUAUCCCAGCUGGGUUAUGACAAUCGCUAUGUGCAUGAUCGCCGCUGGAGUCUUACCCAUACCGAUUGUAUUCCUGCUGAGAAGGUACCAAUGCUUGAAGAUGGAUAUCAACAUCCAUGAAGGAUCCAUCCGCCGUAUUGAUACAACCGUAUCAACCAAGGAAAUGAUUACCGAUGUUGAUCUUGAUGACGAUUCGGAUGACAGUCCUCUGCGCGAUUAUCGCGACAACGACAACGAUGAUAGCGACGACGACGGUCCGAAGAUCAACAUGAACGUCCUGCGGAAAACAUUCAGAAUGGAGGUGAUGGACGAUUACUGAAGAGAUGUCUCUAUUUUUUUAUCAUUCAACCAGACGCGUGUUACAACAUCCUCUUGCUUUUAUUCGACGUUCUUCCUUCUCCGAUGGGUGGACGCCAUGACAGUUUUUACGUACGCGUUAGGCAUGUGAUACAGAAACACUUUGCGGUUUACCAUUUAGCGCUGGAGCGCUGGAUCGCAUCCGGUGCAUGACACGUGUUUGGAAAACGUUUUCAAAUUUUAUUGUACAUAAGCCCCUGAACGUGUGUGAUUUUAAAUAUUUAACAAUCAGAGCAAAUCUUGAUAUUUGAAUAUUUUUAAACGUGCCACAAUUUGAGUCGCAGAUGCAAUCGCGUUUGUGACGUUUUUCCCGAUUGAUGUUAACUGGUUCUGAUGGUGUAACCUAAUGUGAACGCUUAUUACGCUUUAACGUAGGUGUAUUUUUAAAUGAUUAACUUUAGUAAAACAGUUUAGAAGUCUACAUUUACACUCAGAGUAUAUUAAGUUUGAAGGAUACAAUAGGAGCAUUUCAUUUUUAAAACUAUGACUAUAAUAUUUUAAAGACAUCUCUAUCACUCUCCUCAUAUGAAUGUAAACAAUCUGAUCAAUAUUCUAUUUAUAAACAACAAACGGCUAAUGAUUCACAGUAUUCACGUACAGGUUGCAAUUACUCCUCGACAUUUCAUUUCGAAGAUAAAUGCUUGUUGUUGAAUAGUAAUAUGUAAAAGAAACUCAUACUUAAUCGAAGGAUUACAUGAAGAAACAUAAUUAAAAUAUGAAUUAUUUAUAGCUGUUGUAAACGAUUGAUGUAAUUAAUGAUUGUAAAUAGUGUACAUAAAGGUAGUCAUAUAAUUGAAGCAAACGAGACAAACCAGACGCGAUCGUAAACUGAAACUAGUAAUCAAACCGACAAAAAAACAACUGAUAGCAAAUAUAUAAUUAUAUAUGCCGGUUUGACAUAUUGAUAUUACAAUAUUAGUACACAACAAUUAGUUUGACGAAUUGCGACAUUAUUUACGCACUUUACGUUUCAAGUUUGAACGCGAUAUUAAUCUUAAAAGCUUCUAGUUAAUUACUGUAUGAACUGUAGAUUACAAUUAUUACAAUUAAAUACAAUUACCGUAACUGCAAACAAAUGCGAAAUUACAAACAUACAUAAAGUUGAAUUCUAAAGUUUGAAACGUAUUUAAUUGAAAAGCGACGAAAAUGAAGGUUGAAGUUAGAUUUGCGAUUAGAGUAGUUUUGCAUAGACACAAAUAUUUAACCGAGCAAAUAAUUAAAUUUCCACCAGGUUAUUAAUUGAUUCUACAACUACGUAUAGGCCAAACACUGAAUACGAAAAGAGGGUAAACACUGUACUAUUAAAUAAAUACCAACAUAGUAUAUAACGUAAUGUUUAUGACAAAGAUUGAUGAUAUACCUAAGAAUAGUAGUAUUAUUUUUGAAACCGCAGAAGAAAAUUAAAUGAGAUGAAAUGAUAUAAAACAAAUGUUUAUAAUAAGCAUUAAAUUAAACUAGGCUCGAAGUGUCGAUGUGAUAAUAUUAAUUCAUAAUAUUCAUCACUACAUUCUUUAAGAUUUCCACAUGUUUUUGUAUAGUUUUCGUUUGAACAAAAAUAAUUUGUAUUUGUUGAUUGCGUUGUGCGUUCAUUAUUGAGUUAUGUAUUUAGUUAUUCUUGCAAAUUGUCUUUGAAAUCAAUCUACUUUGUUGCGUUCUCAGUUUGUGUUGAGAUUGAAAUUGAGUUUCAUCAUUUCAAAAGACAAUAAAGUAAUCACUUAAGUACCGAUUAAGUCAAAGAGUUUUAAAACGAAGUUAAAGCCUAAGAGAUAAAGCUUUAUAGUUUUAGCGACAAAAAAGGCAAGUGAGAUAGCAAAUAGUGAGUGUCUUUUGAUAAGUUGUUCGUUCGCUUUGCGUUAUCAGUCAGUAUUUUAAUUCGAUGAUGUGUUUUUCUAAGCCAACAAGACAAAAUGAUCGUACCUUUGCUACAUUGAAUCCUUAUGCAACGAAGAGUGCAAAUAUGAAUCCAAACCAAACACAUACACACACAUUCAAACAUAAAAAAUGGAAACUUUCAAUGCUCCGCCAACGUUUUUACCAAAAAAAAAACCGCAAGCAAAACGUUCGAGUAGAGAAAUUAUAUUGGAAGCAGAUAUACAUAUAUAAUAUAGACUUAGAGGCCUAUAUUGUCGAAUCGAUGCAAAUUAAAGAAAACAAAAAAACUAUUACUGAAAAUAAUAGGAUAUGAAAGAAAAAAUGCUCACCGUCACAAUAAAUCAAAUUUAUUGUGAUUUAUUUUGUGUAGUUGAAAAACAAAUAUUAAUAACGUAAUAAGAAGUAUAUUAUGUAAUUUACCGAUUAGGGAAAAUGUUGUAAAAGUCCUAACGCGACUGAAAUUAAAUCACAUUUGAUGAGAGAUGAAAAAAAUACCACAAACAUUACAUUAGCGCUAUGUGUUCAAUUAACAAUGUUAUGGAAUUUUUAGUUUCAGUUCUGUUCAGUUUAAUGACUCAGGAUUUACUUCUACAGACAAACAAUAGAAACAAAUGAAUCAUUUAUGUUUAAGCAACUUUACCGUACUUUGACUAACUAAGGGUUUUGUUGAGUACGAACGUAAAUAGCACAUAUCCGCACUUAAUGAAAAUGCAAGUCAAUAAUUUAUGAAAUCUGUAGAUUUUGGAAAUCUUUGAUAUAUGUACAAUGGAAAUUCUUUAAUAUUGUUAAUUAAUUCAUAAUUUCAAUAAUAAAACUAUACAUGUGAAUGUACUAUUUGUAUCUUUGAUUGGACUUGACAUUUCUUUCUGAAUAAAUGAAAGUAUUAAACAUA
This is a messenger RNA of Dalotia coriaria, 5527 nucleotides long. Its product is annotated as sodium-dependent neutral amino acid transporter B(0)AT3. The record is from RefSeq and is a predicted model, not a curated record. Bases 623 to 2725 code for a protein of 700 amino acids. The transcript has 10 exons. Gene Ontology annotation, cellular component: plasma membrane. Lineage: Eukaryota; Metazoa; Arthropoda; Insecta; Coleoptera; Staphylinidae. Gene Ontology annotation, biological process: sodium ion transmembrane transport.